ACAGCGGAGCGAUGCUCUGCCACUUCUCAGAAUGGUGCUAGGUCUCGCAAAUUGCGCAGUCAGUUGACUACAUUUAUUUAUUUUUUUACACCAUUUCAGCAGCUCAAAAGAUUUGAGGCUGAUCCAAAAUCAAAAAGCCAGGUCUUGGUGACAUCCCUGGAGGAGAGGGGGUGUGGCUCAUUCAUUGCAGUGCUAUAUCAUCACCAAAGAUCAUUCGCUGUCUGCCAGUCUGAUCAAUCAGGACACAGGAUUAUAAUCUGCAAAGGCUUCAGUCUGCUGAAUGGUCUGCGUUCAUCUCAAAAUGGCUGUUGGGAUUGUCUUAGCUGUUCUGCUGUAUGUUAUUUCAGUAGUUUCAUCAACACACCCAAAGGAGCAAACCGUCGUUGGAAUCAUCGGACAGCCCGUCCUUCUGCCCUGUGACCGCUCCACAUUGGCAACUCCCAACUACCCAACAAGAACCAGAAUAUAUUGGCAAGAUUUAACCCCCAGAGUGCUGCAUGUUUUCAAAGAUGGAAACGAGGAGUAUGUACACCAAAACCUUUGGUACAAAAACAGGACAACAAUUAACACAGAUCAGUUGGCUUCUGGAAAUCUGUCACUCCUGCUCAACCCAGUUAAUGUCCGAGACAAUCUCCUGACCUGCGACGUUAUUCUAAUAAUCAAUGACGUAAAUUCUCAAGAGUGCCAAAUCACUGUCAAUGUAGCAGCAAGUUACCAAAAGCCCACAUUAAACUUCUCAGACAUGACGCUUGUGUGCACCACCCACGGAGGCUUCCCUGAACACCAGGUGACAUGGAGGACCCAUAACCGUACUCUGGAGCGUCACGAGGCUGUCACCAAGACUACCCAGGAUCCUGGAACAGGAACCUACAACAUCAGCAGCCGAGUGAAUGUGACAGAGGGACAGAAUAUAACCUGCAGUAUCUACAACCCCAUCCUCAAUGAGACCCAGAGUAACUUUAUCGUCAUACCAGCCUCCAAAGAGGAAAACCAUUUACCGAAAUGGAUCCUGGCGGCAUUUUGUUCAUUGUUCGUGUUGACUGCCAUCAUUCUCUGUGUAAAAUACCCCAACCUCAGGAAGCCAUGGAGGAAGAUGAUCCAUUGCUGUCCUGAACCUGAACCUGAAAACACUGCACAAGAAGCAGAAAUUGCAGAAUUGAAUCCACAACAGUAGAAAUCAAGUCCCAAGCUUCUCCAGUGGUGAGGAAGACAAGUUACUGCGUUGCUGGUCCAUACGGCUGGGCAACAUGAGGACAUUGGUACUGCCAAAAUACUGAGAGCUAUACUGCUACCAGUAAUCUUGCAUGGAAGCUGAUAUGUGAUGCUAGUGAUCUAUGUCCAAUAUCCAGUGUUUAGGUCCAGGUGUUUAUAAAAAAAUAAUUGACUUAACGUAAGGGGAGAUCAAAUUGAGACGCUAAGAUAUAUGAAACACUUGAAGAAAAGAACCCGGACACAGAUACAACUGUAGACACAAAAGGUGUUGUUGGACAGUGAACCGGUCACUGAACCUGCAUGUGUUGCGUUAUAAUGAAAGUGGUUUUGUCAUAAUGUGUUUUAGUAUUGUCUAUGUGUCCCAACAUAUCACAGACACACAGACAAUGACAAUGACGGAAGAAACAAUCAAACCUCAUUCAAACUUAGACAGGUAUGGAUAGAGAUCACAGGUGGUUGGUGGCACCUUCAUUGGGGAGGACGGCCUCGUGGUAAUGGCCGGAGCGAAAUCAUUGGAACGGUAUCAAAUACAUCAAACAUAUGGUUUGAUGCCAUUUCAUUCGCUCCGUUCCAGACGUCAUUAUGAGCCGUCCUCCCCUCAACAGCCUCCACUGAUAGAGAUUCAGGUUCUUUCUGUAUCUAACUUGCAGGUCUGCCGUUCAUCGCGGUAGUGAAUGUCUUGUCUCACUGUAUUUUAUGGCUGAGUGAAUGUCAUGUCUGACUGUAUUUUUAUGGCUGAGUGAAUGUCUUGUCUGACUGUAUUUUUAUGGCUGAGUGAAUGUCAUGUCUCAUUGAUGGAAGAUGUUACAGUGCCUAUAGAAAGUUGACACUCCCCUAUGAAUUUUUUUUCACAUUCCGUUGCUUUACAAAGCCUGCUCGCCUCUACAGGAUUGGUGGGUCCCCCUCGGAGACGGUUGAGCUAACGUAGGCUAGUGUGAUUAGCAUGAGGUUGUAAGUAACAAGAACAUUUCCCAGGACAUAUCUGAUAUGGGCAGAAAGGUUAAAUUCUUGUUUAAUCUAACUGCACUGUCGAAUUACAAAGCCUGCUAGCUAAAAACGUUAACUCACAAUGACAGAUAAACGAUUAUAGAAUAUAACUGUGAACUACAGAGCGUGGGUCGCUUGGGGGUUACCCUACGGUAGCCCCAGUUAGAUCAGGCUACUCAACGUGUUUUAUAGAGUUUUUAUUUGUUUUGUCUUUUUUUUUUUUUUUUUUUUUUUUUUGGAGGGGUUUACAGGAACAAUAUAUAUUUCAAUGAAUAUGUUCUGUGUAUAACAUGUACCUGUGGGCUGUCAACCAAAAGAAAAACUGAAGUAAGAAAUACAUACAGAGAAAUGAUCAUAUUGAUCAAGAAAAUAUUUUGUAGAAGUAUAAUUCAUAUGUAAAUAAACAACCUGCAACCCUGCAUACCUAUUUCUGCCCAUUCCACUUAUCUCCUAAGCCCCUCCCCCCUCUACUAGCCCCCUGAACAUCCAAGGUUGCUUGUCAACUGAGGAUGUUUUUACACUCCCCUUCCCCCAGAGAACACCCUUGCCACACCACCCCUUCCACACACACCCUUCCACAUGGGCCUGAAAGCAAAGAUAGUUUCAUGCUGAAUAGCCACCACUAGUCAGCCCCCCAAUUGCUACAGUUGAUAUGUUUUAUUUAAAUUAUUACUUGUAUUGUUUUUGUGGCAGGUAGCCUAGUGAUCAGAGCAGUGGCUCAAAUCCCCAAGCUGACAAGGUGAAAACUGUCGUUCUACCCCUGAACAAGUUCACAGUUCCUAGGCCGUCAUUGAAAAUAUGAAUUUGUUCUUAACUGACUUGCCUAGUAAAAUGAAUUGUUCGAGGUCUGAGUUUAAUAUUUAAACUGUACCCUGUAAUUACAUCUGCAAAUCUGAACAUCUGAUUAAUAAACUUAGAUAUUUUUA
Messenger RNA from Oncorhynchus tshawytscha (Chinook salmon), 3125 nucleotides. RefSeq names its product butyrophilin subfamily 1 member A1. NCBI's taxonomy places the organism in Eukaryota, Metazoa, Chordata, Actinopteri, Salmoniformes, Salmonidae. Gene Ontology annotation, biological process: cell surface receptor signaling pathway; immune response; positive regulation of T cell proliferation. Gene Ontology annotation, cellular component: external side of plasma membrane. The coding region runs from base 281 to 1174 and encodes 297 amino acids. The record is from RefSeq and is a predicted model, not a curated record. The transcript is spliced from 7 exons.